This is a messenger RNA of Oncorhynchus tshawytscha (Chinook salmon), 2726 nucleotides long. RefSeq names its product interferon-inducible GTPase 5. The transcript is spliced from 2 exons. Lineage: Eukaryota; Metazoa; Chordata; Actinopteri; Salmoniformes; Salmonidae. Gene Ontology annotation, molecular function: GTP binding. The coding region runs from base 111 to 1289 and encodes 392 amino acids. The record is from RefSeq and is a predicted model, not a curated record. Gene Ontology annotation, cellular component: membrane.
GUUAUGGGUGGGUGUGGUCUAAGACUGUCAUUAUAUGUAUAGUUCCUUGUCUCGCCAUUGUCAAACAUACAUACAUUCAUUCACUUGCAUUUAUUUGAAAUACGAUUGCCAUGGAGAAUAUUGAUGAAGUUUCAGCAGUACCAAGAGAGCUUGAAGAAGCAUUGAAGAACAACAGCUUGACCACAGCUGCAGGCAAGAUUCAAGAUUAUUUGAAGGAGAUUAAUAAUGUGGAGCUGAAUAUUGCUGUCACAGGUGAGACAGGCUCCGGUAAAUCUACCUUUGUCAAUGCGUUCAGAGGCAUGAAGAAUAAUGAAGAAGGAGCUGCUCUAACUGGUGUGGUGGAAACCACCAUGGAGGCAAAGGCUUACCCCCACCCAAAAUACCCAAAUUUGAAAGUUUGGGAUCUCCCUGGUAUUGGCACCUCUAACUUCAAACCAGAAGAGUACCUUCAGAAAGUUGAAUUUGAUCGUUUUGAUUUCUUCAUCAUAGUCUCAUCAGAGCGAUUCAGAGCCAAUGACAUUACUCUGGCCAAGGAGAUCCAGAAGAUGAAGAAGAAGUUCUACUUUGUUCGCUCCAAGAUAGAUAACGACAUGAAGGCUGAGGGGAGAAAAGAGAUGUUUGACCAAGAUAAGACACUGGAAACAAUCAGACAAUACUGCAUCAAAGGGCUUGAGGAUCAGGGUCUGGGCUCUCCUAAGGUCUUUCUCAUCUCCAGUUUUGACCUUGGUUACUACGAUUUCCAUGACUUUGAGGAGACAAUAGAGAAAGAGCUUCCUGACCACAAGAGGCAUGUACUACUGUUGUCCAUCCCUAAUAUAACCCUGAAAAUCAACCAGAGGAAGAAGGAGGCUUUCAAAGCCAACAUGUGGAGGCUAGCUUUUGUAUCUGGCGUUGUGGCAGCAAUACCUAUCCCAGGUCUUUCCUUUGCUGUAGAUGUAAGCAUCUUGGUAAUUGAGCUCAAGAAGUACUAUAAUGCUUUUGGUCUUGAUGAUGAGUCCCUGCAGAGCCUAGCUAACAGAAUGAAUGUGCCAGUGGAGGAGCUGAAAGCAGUCCUCAAGUCACCUCUGAACAAAGAAAUAAACAAAGAUGUGGUUGUCAAGUUGCUUCAAAGUUCAGUUAUCGCAGGGGUAACGGUGGUUGAGUACCUGUUCAGUAACAUUCCUAUUGUCGGCAGCUUAACUGCCAUAUUGAUUUCCUUUGGUACAACCGAGUACAUGUUGAGGAAGUGUCUGAAUGAGCUGGCUGAUGAUGCACACAAUGUUCUGAUGAAGGCACUGGCCAAUGAGUGAGAUAAUGUUCAAUAUUGAAUUGCAAGCUAGAUCUGUGUUUGCGUUCUUUCUUGAAUACUGUCUUCAAACAAGGAAAUGCUGAUAAGUAGAUAAUUAAAUUAUGCUACUUGAAAAUAAAUGUUCAAAUGUAAUUGAUCAAUGGGACAGUAAGGUCACAAUAGUUUUAAUAUAGGUUAGCACAAUAUAACCUUACUGCAUUAGAUGGGAAAUUCAUAUUGAGAUCUACAGCUUUUUACUCAUAGUAAAUUUACUCUGAAAAUAUAUAUUCACAGAAAAUACACUUGCUUUUACAAUUUAACUCCAGUAUAAUCUAAUCCUAGCCUUUUGAGAACCAAAUUGGAUGUGCUUUGAAACAAUUGCAUGAUAUUUGAACAUGACUCCCUCUAGAAAGUGGAUUUGAAAAUAAUCCUAGUUUAGAAUGAACCAGUGUUAAUUGUCUAUAUAUAAAUUGUGUUUUUACCCAACAUUACUCAUUCAGUACAUAGGUUCUACAUGAGAACAAAUUAUUGACCAGUUUCCUGUGUUCUCUUCUGAAUCACAUUCAUCUUUAUCUAAAACCGUCACUCUUUACUUUCCCAUAUUAACUAGUGCAAUAUUGCAGUUCAUGAGCAGACCGCCACACUAUUUAGCUGGUCAACAGUUUUAGUGUUGGUCAUGCAAGGCAGUAGAUGGUAAUGAAAGGAAUACCUAGUCAGUUGUACAACUGAAAUGUGUCUUCCGCAUUUAGCCCAACCCCUCUGAAUCAGUAGAUGUAAACUAUAAAUAAAACACGAGGUUCAGUAAUGCACAUGACAUAUUAUAGAUUUGUAGACUGUAAAUAGAGGGUUUUAUGAGCCUUACAGCAGUUAGUGGCACUGACAGAACCUUAUCAAGUACAAAAACGUCUCUCGAUCUAUAACAUCCCACUCAAUGAACAAUAGUUACACUUACUGGAUGAUGUCACUCCACUGUUUAAUUAUUACCCUUCAGUCCUUUCUGGGUUGGUUUUUAUUAUCUAUUUACUUUUCAAAACUUAAACCCUACUUAUUAAUAAAUAACAUUGAAGGCGUAAGUGAGACAACGUGUCCCAAUGCUUGGCACUGUGGGAAUGUCUUCACUACUACCUACUGACCUCCGCACUUAACAGCCUGAGUCAGGGCGUAGCACUUGAGACACCUGUCACUGAGUAGACCGAUGGUCAGUUAUUUAAAAUAUUUUACCACUCACUAAAAAUACAUGCAAAAGGGUUGAUCUGACAUCUGUUUUUUCAUAUUUUGUGUAAUGAAAUAAAUGCAGAGUGACAUUUACUGCUUUCGGGGUUACUUAUUUACACCAGUCAAUUAAAUAAUUGUUAUUAUGAUGUAUUCUGUACGUUUAGUGAAGGCAAUGUGUAAAUGUGAUUUCAUUGUUAUGACUUUCUCUUUACAUUGAUCAAAAAUAAAUGUUCAAUGUUCAACA